Danio rerio (zebrafish) is the source of this 1040-nucleotide messenger RNA. The record is from RefSeq and is a predicted model, not a curated record. NCBI's taxonomy places the organism in Eukaryota, Metazoa, Chordata, Actinopteri, Cypriniformes, Danionidae.
AUUUAAUCUUGUAUACUUUAUCUUGUUUUAUGAGGAUUAGCAGUAAACAAAGAAAGCAUGACCAAGUAUUAUUUUCUUCUUAGUGUAAUCAGAUGGGUAAUGUAUUUCUAAGGAAUUUUUUAUGUCUAAAAGAGUUCUUCACCAUGAAGGAUCCUCCAGCACAAAAUACCUCAUUCACUGUCUUCACAUUAAAUGGUUUCUACAGCCUUGGUGAAUGGAGGCCUUUUUUAUUUAUCCCCUUUUUCCUGCUGUUUGUGUUGUCUGUCACAGCUAAUUCUAUUCUCAUUUAUUUAAUCAAAUCUCAAAAGUCUCUGCAUUCUCCGAUGUAUGUACUAAUAGGUGUCAUGGCUGUUGUAGACUUGAUUUUGCCCAUAAUAUUUGUGCCUAACAUGCUUUUUAGCUUUCUAUUCAACUGGAGUGGGAUAUCCCUAACUGGUUGUUUGAUACAAAUGUUCAGUCUUCAUUUUGUUGGAACUUUUCAAAAUACGUUGCUUUUGUGGAUGGCACUGGACCGCUACUUUGCAAUAUGCAAACCUCUUUUUUAUCAUAAAUGCAUGGAAAUGACAAACUUUCUGAAGUUUGUUGCUGUGCCAGUAAUCAGAAAUGUACUCUUGAUUAUCAUCAUGGUCUCUCUGGUCGGAAGACUCUCAUAUUGUUUAACAAAUGUUAUUGAUCAUUGUUUUUGUGAGCACAUGGCUUUGGUCCAGCUAGCAUGUGGAGAUACAUCCGUAAAUAAUAUUAUAGGACUGGUGUCUGCUUUCCUUAUCCCAACUGCUGAUUUUAUUGUCAUUACCCUUUCAUAUGUUGUCAUUUUUACCUCUGUUUUGAAAUCCGGAAAAGCUCACGCGAAAGCUUUGAACACUUGCAUUACUCACUUAAUUGUCUUGACGUUUAGUCUGACUUCAGCACUCACAGCAUUUUUGUCAUACAGAAUAAAGAAUAACAUUUCUUCCAAUAACCGUGUGUUUAUAAGCAUUGUAUACUUAUUUUUACUUGUUGUUUUCACCCAUUGAUUUAUGGAUGGAGAACAAAGGAAAUAA